Parascedosporium putredinis is the source of this 1743-nucleotide messenger RNA. NCBI's taxonomy places the organism in Eukaryota, Fungi, Ascomycota, Sordariomycetes, Microascales, Microascaceae. The record is from the annotation of a GenBank genome assembly.
AUGAGCGACCAACUCCUGGUGCGGGAAAGGACUCCACCGCCGCAGGCGGCCGUCGAUAGCCUUCGAGACCACCCCUCGAGCCUCUGCGAUCUCCCCUCAAGUCCCCCAGCCGCAGAUCAGGUUGUCGCACGACCCGCCUCGGUCGGCAGGGCACAGCUCCCAGAUCGCCCCACGCCAGCAAGCGAUCCAGACCAAGAACUGAGCCCCGUUCCGACUGAAAGCAUGAGCCCUCCAAGUAGCAUCAUCAUCAACCCCCUCCGCGACGAGAUCGUAGUCAGUUCUCACGGUAACGGAAUCCCUCACAAACCUUCCUUCUCCCGAGUCUCUGGCGGCGAUUGGGACACGGAAACGCUAGAUGAUUCUCGCGGGACUGUCGAACCCCGCCGCGGAGCUAAGCGGAGCCUCCUUCCUGACAGUCCUCCGCGCCGUGCAGAUAUCCACCCAGAUCGUACUCCCGUCGACCCACCGCGAGAGUUGGAGCCGCGCCGCACCAAGGUUGUGCGACGGGCUGUUUCUAGCCAGGGCCUCAAGGGCGUGGUGCUCGGCUAUUGGAGGGAUUCUCGUGUGCCCAACGUAGCAGAUAGGCACGCCGUCAUCGGCUUCAUCGACGUUCGCGACCGACUACGCACCCAGAUCCAGAAUACCACCCGCUCAGGGAAGCCCCGCAUCGUCUUCGUCGACCACCUCGUCGGGCUCGACCAGCACCACGUCAAGGAGUACGUCAAGGUUCGCUCCGACAUGAACCCGACCGAUGCGAAUGACACUUCGGAGGCCGAUCUAGCCGCCCGAGCCGAGGCUAUUGGCCGUCUCAAACUCAACCCUGUAUCCGACUCGGCACCACCUGCCCCCAUGGCAUACGGCGAAGACGUGCCCGAAGCCCUCCUCACCCCGCCCGAGCCGAUAGCUCGAAUAAGCGUGGAGGAGCGCGACAAGCACGCAGUCUACGGCAUUCUCGGCCAAAACGACAUGUUCCGCGUCAAGUUGGUGCGGGAAACCCGGGACGGCCGCUAUAUCAACGGCAACUUCCCGAUUGGGGCCGGAGCGCUCUGGAUCCAUUACGACGAGGUCCAUUUCGAGCCCCACCUCGAGUCUUUAAGCCGCACCGAGGUCAAGGAGUAUUGCCGCAUCCGCCAGUAUCAACUCGACCACGAUGAAGAAACCGAGGAGCAACGGGCGGUCAAUGAGGACGUGGCCAUCCGCUACGCUCGCGAACGCGUCGCUGCGGGUUUCCGCGGCUACAUUAGCACCGCCGCCCCGAAGCAGACUCGUUCGAGCAUGGCCGAGGUCCGCCCCAACUACAAUGAGUCUUCAAACCACCGCGCCGCUUCGGAACUCGUGGAACGGACGAGUAGCAUUGCUCAGCGCGAGAUUGCCCGCGCGGAAGCUGCCCAGCUCCGCCAGGACCGCUACGCCGCAACCAAGGAAGCCGCCGUUGCGGCCGCGGCGGCCGUAUCCCCAACCUCGCAUGCGGGCCCCUACCCGGCAUGCUCUCCGCCUGGCAGCCGCCCGCCCUUCCACGAGUCGGACGACAUGAUGCGCUUAAACAGCGUGUGGGCGCGGCAGGAGGCUCAACGUAUCCGCAACGCCGGGCAGGACGAUGCCAAGAUUUACAACGGCAUCAAGUACGAGCGCAAGGCGACCGGUCCGUUUCAGGGACGUUUUGUUUCCCAGGGGACUAUUAUCAGUAUCGAUGGGGAUGAUUAUGUCGAGUACCGUGUCCUGACGAAGCCUUGCUUCUUCUAA